AUGCGAAGAACAGAAGCAAGGAAUUGAAAUGGAAAAUCAUGGUGGGAAGAAGAGAGUGGUGGUCGUAGGAGGGGGUAUUGCGGGUUCUCUCGUCGCUAAAUCUCUCCAAUUCACUGCCCAUGUUACCCUCAUUGAUCCGAAGGAAUAUUUUGAGAUUACAUGGGCAAGUUUGAGAUCAAUGGUUGAGCCUUCUUUUGCAGAGAGAUCUGUGAUCAAUCAUAGAGAUUACCUUGUCCAUGGCAAUAUCAUUACGUCCAGUGCCGUCAAUGUUACAGAAACUGAUGUGAUCACCGCCGAUGGCCAUAAAAUUGCCUUUGACUAUCUUGUUAUUGCCACUGGCCAUGCAGAUGACGUCCCCAAAAUUAGGAGGGACAGACUUCAUCAGUUCGUAGAACACAACGAAAGGAUAAGAUCUGCUCGUUCCAUCAUGAUUGUUGGAGGAGGUCCUACUGGUGUGGAACUUGCUGCAGAGAUAGCUGUUGAUUAUCCACAUAAGAAGAUUACGAUAGUGCACAAAGGACCUAGGCUACUGGAUUUCGUAGGGACAAAAGCUGCGGAUAAGACUCUAAAAUGGUUGGAAUCAAGAAAUAUAGUGGUGAAAUUAGAGCAAUCAAUUGACUUGAAGGAAUUAUCAUAUGAAAACAAGACAUAUCGAACUUCAAAUGGAGAGACCUUUGAAGCAGAUUGUUAUUUCUUAUGUUUAGGGAAACCACUUGCAUCAGCAUGGCUUGAGGAAACUAUGUUGAAGCAUGACAUGGAUGAGGAAGGAAGGAUUAAGGUAGAUGAAAAGUUGAGAGUCAUUGGUAGGAGAAACAUUUUUGCAAUUGGAGACAUUACAGAUAUUCCAGAAAUCAAGCAAGGAUUUGCAGCACAACAGCAUGCAGAAGUGGUUGUGAAGAACUUGAAGGUGAUGAUAGAUGGAGGAAGAGAUUGUGGUCAAUAUAGGAUGGAAAAUUACAAGCCACAGAUGCCAAUGGCAAUCGUUUCACUUGGGAGGAAAGAUGCUGUGGCACAACUACCAUUAAUGACAGUCAUUGGAAGAGUUCCUGGGUACAUCAAAUCUGGAGAUUUAUUUGUUGGUAGAACAAGGAGACAAAUGGGACUGGAUUCUCAUACUGUGCAUGCUUGAGUCCAUGUAAUGCAUUAUGUGUACACAAACUACAAAACCAAACAUUGUUUCAUACUUUACAUGUUAUAUUGAUGUAUUUUGGUACUAUGAUGUUUGUUCGUACAUAUAGUAUAAAGAAAUAGAGUGAGCUUACUAGAGAAUCAAAUCUUCUGAUAUGGUGUUCCAUACUACCUUAACCCUUCUCAUUUUUUCUGCACUAUAUUC
This is a messenger RNA of Vigna angularis (adzuki bean), 1333 nucleotides long. RefSeq lists its product as uncharacterized. Lineage: Eukaryota; Viridiplantae; Streptophyta; Magnoliopsida; Fabales; Fabaceae. The record is from RefSeq and is a predicted model, not a curated record. Gene Ontology annotation, molecular function: flavin adenine dinucleotide binding; electron-transferring-flavoprotein dehydrogenase activity. Gene Ontology annotation, cellular component: cytoplasm. The transcript is spliced from 4 exons. The coding region runs from base 29 to 1129 and encodes 366 amino acids.